This is a messenger RNA of Carcharodon carcharias (great white shark), 5517 nucleotides long. RefSeq names its product kinectin 1 (gene ktn1). Gene Ontology annotation, biological process: microtubule-based movement; protein transport. The transcript is spliced from 46 exons. Bases 409 to 4608 code for a protein of 1399 amino acids. Lineage: Eukaryota; Metazoa; Chordata; Chondrichthyes; Lamniformes; Lamnidae. Gene Ontology annotation, molecular function: kinesin binding. The record is from RefSeq and is a predicted model, not a curated record. Gene Ontology annotation, cellular component: endoplasmic reticulum membrane.
GACCCCUCCCUGGGGUAGUAGAGUUGGAUUGAGUGGGUUUAGGCCCGGCUCUGGCUUCGGGUCAGGGCUGCGGUCGGGAGUGGCUGUGAUUUCAUGUGGGUCUAGAAUCGGUCACCCACCAGGCCCAGGCUCGGAGCUGUAGUCGGACCUAACUCGGAUUGAAUCCGCCUGUCCGGACGGUUUCAUUCGUGUGGGAAUUAGCUUCGAGUACUCAAUCUUUCCUUUAUACCACACUGUUAAUGGAUGUCCUUUAGCACCUCUCGUCAAAUGUGUUUGACUAGGUAUGCCGGCUUGUUUCUUACUGGAUGUUAAGUGCCAGAGGUUCGCAUAGAGGGCUGUUCAAUCACUUUGCAUGAUAAAGACUUGGAUAAUCUCAUGAAGAUAUUGCAGGAGACAUAGCCGGCAACCAUGGAAUUUUAUGAAUCUCAGUAUCUCCUCAUCAUCAUCCCAGCAGUGGUGAUUGCUGUAAUUUUUCUGUUCUUCUGGCUGUUUAUGAAGGAAACUUCAUAUGAUGAAAUACUUGCUAAACAAAAACGAGAUGUAAAACUUGUCCCAGCAAAAGUUGACAAGAAGAAAAACGAGAAGAAAAAGAAUAAGAAGAAAGAGAACCCAAAUGGUAACUUGCAUGAAUCUGAUUCAGAGAGUGCAGUGCGAGACUUUGAAUUGAUGGAUACGUUGACACCUGAUGAUGAGCCACCCAUUCAUAUUGUGUCACCUAUAGUCGAAGUUUCAGCUGGAUUAAAAGAGAGGAAGAAGAAAGAUAAGAAAACAUCGAGACCUAUGCAAGAAGAACCUUUGGGGAGGGAUUUUGAAGGAUCAAAACCUGCAGCAAAGAAAAAUGAACCCCCCCCAGUUACCAAGCAGCCUACUCCUCCAGAAAUGUCAAGUUCUAAAAGAAAGACUGGGCACAAGAAGCAUAAGAAUGGCACAGAUGAACCAGCUCAGGAUAUUCGUAAUAUCAAAGAACACACUGAAUCUGUUCAAUCCGUUACCAAAAAGCAAGAACCAAUGCUUCUCUCAAUGGAGACUAAACCACAUGAAAGUGGACUUGGGAAAAGAAAAACUGCACCCAAAAAACAAAGAAUAGAACCAGUUUCAGCUUCAGUGGAGAAUCUCCCAUUGAAGUCCACAGUCUACAUUGCUUUGGAUAAUGCUGAGGGUGGUGGUCAUGCUGAAAAGAGGGAUGCUGUGGUUGAUGACAAAAGCGAAGUGAUCAGCAGUGCAAUGCAAAAACCUGCUGCCAAGAAACAGAGAAAUGAAUAUGAUAAAGAAAAUGCAGAUAUCAAAUUUAAGGAUUUUCUCUCUUCUUUGAAAACUAUGACAUUCACUGAGGAAGAGGCUAUCUAUGUUGCUGAUAUUCUAAAAGAGAAGGCUAUUGUGCUUCAAGAUAUUUGGCAGAAACCUGGAGUAAAAUGUGAUCCAGUACCUGGAUUACAGCAGCAGUUACAAGAUAAAGAAAAGUUACUUCAAGCUUUACAAGAUGAGGUUACUCUCUCAAAUGAUAAGUGCAAACAGUUGAACCAGGAGUUAGUGACUGAAAAGCAGAAAGCCAAUGUAGUUGAGACCAAACUAAGGGAACAACGCACUGCCCUCGAAAAAGAACUAGGAGCUUUGCAGAACAAGUUGCAAGUUAGCUACCAGGAUCAUAUGAAUGAAACUCAGAUGCAGUUUCGCCAGCUUCAAGAUCAAACAGAAGCAUUGAAACAAGAAAACAGGAUCCUGAGAGAUGCUGUGAGCAAGGCCCCCACUCAAAUGGAGAGCAAACAGUCAACAGAACUGAACAAGCUGCGUCAGGACUAUGCCAGAUUAAUGAAUGAACUUACAGAGAAAACAAAUCGCCUUCAACAGGAAGAGGCACAGAAAAAGAACUUGGAGGUUUCUUAUGAACAGACUGUUCAACAACUUAAGACUCAGCUGCAGGAGGAAGUUGAAAGGAGACAAGAGGAUAUGCAGAAAUUUCUCAGGAACAUAACAACAGAGCAUGAGAAAAGGCUAACAGAAGUUCAGGGUGCAAAACAAGAUUUACAAAGUAAACUUCUGGUUGCCGAAAAUGAAAUUGGUAAUAAAACCAAAGAAGUCCAGAGCUUGCACAGCAAACUCACUGAUACCAUGGUAUCCAGACAACAACUCGAACAAAAGAUUAUGCAGAUGGUAACGGCAGAGCAAAAGCGAGCUACUGCAGAUGAGACCUUGAAGAAGCAAGUGCAGGAUCUUUUGGAACAGAAACAAGCCAUGACAGCUCAGAUACAAAAUCUUCAUGCCCAAAUGGCAUCACAGGCUUCUGCAGUAUGUGUAGUGGACGAGUUGCAGAAAACGAUCGCAGAGAAAGAAAAACAAAUAAAGAUGAUGGAGGAAUCUUUAGAAGACAGACAUCUUCAUGUUACAAGCAAAGAACAAGAUAUACAAAGUUUGCAGAAAGAGAAAAAGACUUUAACAGCUGAAGUGCAAAAGUUGCAGGUUCAGACAUCUGAACAGGCUUCAGCUUUAUGCAUGUUGGAACAGAUGCAAAAAGGUCUUCAAGAACGGGAUGAAAAAAUAAAAACAGUUGAAGAGCUAUUAGAAACUGGACUUAUUCAAGUGGCAAACAAAAGGGAAGAAAUUGAGGACUUGAGGGAAGAAAAUAAAACUUUAAACCAAAAGAUUCAAGAGCUUCAAAUGACAAAUGCUGAACAGGUUGCUUCUGCAUCCAUGGUGGCAGAACUUCAGAAAACAAUUCAUGAGAAGAAUGAAAAAAUUGACUCUAUUGAAAGUGUGUUGCAGUCACAGUUGUGUGCAAUUGAAAAUAAUGACAAAACAAUGCAGGCUUUAAAAAAUGACAAUGAUGUGCUCAGAGAGCAAGCAAAAAAUGCUCAACAGGUUUCUACUGCAGCAAAACUGGAAAAUCUUGAGGAAACAAUUAGAAUGCAAGAACAAGAAGUUGACUCUUUGAAAGCUGCAUUGGUAGACAGUAGAGAAGCAGCUGCUAAGAAGAUGUCUGAAAUUCAGGAUGUCUUGCAAGAAAAUGAUGAAUUGAAAUUGCAGGUACACCAGUUACAUUCAGAAAUCAAUAAACAAGCUGAUUCUGUAUCCAUGGUGGCAGAACUCCAGAAAGCACUUGCUGACAAGGCUAGAGAGAUCAAAAAAGUUGAAGACCAGUUGGAAAAGGAGCUGCUUAAGUUAGAAAAUAAUGAGCAAAAAUUUCAGGAUUUGCAAGAAGAUCACAACUUGCUGAAGAAGCAAGUAGAAAAUGUCCAGCUUCAAACAGCGGAGCAGGUUUCCACUAAAACAAAUCUGAUAAAGGAAUCUCAAAUUAUAAUUGAAAGUAAAGAACAAGAAAUUAAUAACUUGAAGGCUACACUUUGCAACAGCAGAGAGGAAGUUGCUAUCUUUGUUACAAAAUUGCAGGAUCUUCAGCAUGAAAACGCAGGACUAAAAAUUCAAAUUCAACAGUUGUACGAUAAAACCAAUGAACAGGACUCUGCACUGCUCAAGAGUGAAGUAUUGCUGAAUGUACUUUCGGGAAAAGACCAGGAGAUUGAUUCUUUGCAUCGAGAAAUGGAGUCACUAAAGGCAGCGGUUAAUCAGCAAAGGAAGAAAAACAAUGAACUGCGGGAGAAAAACUGGAAAGCAAUGGAAGCAUUGACAUCAACUGAAAAAAUGUUGCAGGACAAAGUGAACAAGACAGCCAAGGAGAAAGAUCAACAAGUUGUUGCUGUACAGUCAUUGACCAGAGAUGUUCUGAAAAAACUGUUUCCCAGGGUGCUGGUGGCUUCUACCUCGGAAUAUUCAGAGUGGUUGCAGGAGUUUGAGAUUGCAGCACAAAAAACUUUGUCUUCAUUGCUAGCAGAACAAACAAAGGUCAUGGAACACAAAGAAAAAGAUGGUGAGGAAAUGCAUGCAAUGUUGCAGUUAGAGUGUGAAAAGUACAAGACAGUACUUGCCGAAACAGAAGGAAUUUUACAGAGAUUGCAAAGCAGUGUUGAAGAGGAGGAAGGCAAAUGGAAAUUGAAACUAGAAGAAUCCCAGCAGGCAUUGAUGCAGAUGCAGUCAUCAGCUCGCACGCUGGAACAAGAAUUGGAAAGGGUGAAACGUGAAAGCACAGAAGCUGAAAGUCUUAGAAAACGAAGCACUCAUCUUGCAUCUGAGUUGGAAAAGGUGGAAUCGGAAAGAGCCACUUGUGUAACUGAAGUCAGAGAACUUAAAGUUCUGUUGACUGAAUUACAGAAAAAACUUGAUGAUUCUUGUGCUGAAGCAAUAAAGCAGAAUGAAGAACUAAAUUUGCUUAAAACUCAGUUAGCUGAAACAUUAGUGAAACUGAAGACUGAACAGAAUGAGGCACAGAAUGUGGUUUCCAAUCUGUUUAAGGCUGACGAAUCACUGAAAGUUAUUCAGGCAGAAAUAGCAAGAACCCGAAGAGAUGGCAAUGCCAUAGAUAAUAGUGACAUUUCAGAAGUGAAGAUAGAUACUAAGAAAACAUCUGUGGAUCUCGAUCAGAAUAUAAUUCAACUGCAACAACUACUAAAAACUCUGAUUCUUCAGCUCUCAAAAGGAAGGGAAAACUCUCAACAUGUUACUUUGCAGCUUGAGCAACAGGUAACUGAAGUGCUGAAGGAAGGAGCUUCUGUUUGAAGAUGGUGCUAUGGUUUGCACCUUGAUUUGCCAAAUCUAAGCCUUAUUUAUGUUUUUCGCCCUUCUUAAUUGUCAAACACUGAAUAGAGCUUUACUUUUGUGUUUUUUUUUAAAUAUUGGAUUAAACUACUGAUUCAAAAAAUAUUGUAGGCGGCUUGAAAGUUUUUAGUUUUAUAAAACAUGGUAUCCUGUCUGUACAUUCCUAAACGCAAAGAAAUUAUUUAAAUUUUUUGCUAAAUGCCAAUGUUGACUACCAGCAAAUAUAAUUUGGGCAGAACCAGGAGCUAAAAAUAAUUCUAGUGGCACAUUUACUUUUGGGUUUAAAAUUAGACUUUUGGGGUAAUCUGUUAAUUUUCAGCAUUAAACACUCCAUGUUGUCGCUAACAUAGAAAAUCUGAAGAAUUUUCUAAGAGUUAAUCUAAAUAAAGGGAUGCUUGUUUCUCAGCCAAAAGACUGAAGCUUCAUUCAGUAAAGCACUACUGUUUUUACUGCUGUGUGGCCUGAUGAAAUGUUAAUGUAGACAGCAGUAUGUCAGUUGAUUACUAUACAUGUCCCUUUUUGAGGGUUGAAUAGUAACAUUCUACAAUAAAUGUUGAAUAUUCAGUUAUUGCUGACUUAAUGGUACAAACUGUUUUUCUGUUCAGUGGGCUUGAAAUACAGUUGACCUGUGGUGCAUUGGAGGCAUUUGUGGCUACAUACCCAAGCUGCUAGUUUAAAAAAAAUGGUUUAUGGGGGGGAGAAAAGGGGUAAACAGUUCAAAUUGAUGCUGCUUUGAUAUUUUACUGUUUUCUUUAAAGUAGAAUUGAAACUAUUUACAUUUAAGGAGCUGCCAUUUUAAUAAAAAGUUAUGAACUGUAAAUAAGUCCUAUGUAAAAAUGAGGGAAAAAAUAAAAUCUCAUUUGCAUCUUG